AUGAAGGAUUAUGAGGAAACCAUCACCUUUUUGGGAGAAUGGGGUCAUUUUCAAAGAAUGGUUUUCUUUGUCUUGAGUCUGAGUUACAUGAACAAUGGAUACAUGUCCCUAUCAAUGGUCUUCGUGGCGGAUACUCCUCCUCAUCACUGCAGAGUUCCAUCCCUGAACAGGAGCUAUGGAGGACUGGGCUACAAUCUGUCCAUCCCGACUGAGGAGCUGAAAGGGGAGACCAUCCUGAGUCGCUGCAGACGCUACACUGAACAGGAAGACUCUGACUCUGUCUACAGAAAUGACACAGAGGACUGUCUGGAUGGCUGGGUGUUCAGCAAGGACAGAUAUGAGUCCACUAUUGUCACUGAGUGGAAUCUGGUGUGUGAUGAUGCAUGGAAGGCUCCCUUUAUAUUGACUGUGUUCUUCUUUGGAAUGUUGGUUGGAUCCUUUGGUUCAGGACUUUUGUCAGACAGGUAUGGCAGGAAGACCCUAUUUGUUUCUGCAAAGACCCUGCAGAUUGUUCUCAGCUUACUCCUGGCUUUCUCUAACAGCUGGGAAAUGUUCUGUGUGGUUUACUUUGUCAUUGGACUAAUGACUAUCUCCAGUUCCUGUAGUUGCUUUGUACUUGGCUCAGAGCUCCUCAGUAAAUCAGCACGUGAGAGUUUUGGGAUCCUGGGUUUCGGUCUGUGCUAUGCCACUGGCUAUACCAUCCUGCCACUCUUUGCAUACUUCAUUCGGGAUCGGAGGACACUGCAGAUAGGACUGUCUCUAGUGGGGUUUCUAUAUAUUCCCUUCUUUUGGUUCAUCCCAGAGUCCCCCCACUGGCUCAUCACUCAGGGCCGGUUGCAGGAGGCAGAGGCCAUCAUUCGAGCUGCUGCCAAGAGGAACGGCAUCACGCCACCAGAGGACAUCUUCCAACUGGGGCUCACCUCAGACACGAAUGCCUUGGAAACUGAGUACAAAUCCAGUGGUCAGGACAAGUACACUUGGCUGGAUCUUGUCAAAACCACAAAUUUGAGGAACAUCACACUUAUAGUCGCCACCAUUUGGAUAACUGUAUCCCUCACAUACUAUGGCCUGUCCUUUAACACCUCCAAUCUGGAUGGGGAUCCUUAUCGCAACUGCCUCAUUUCUGCUGCCACAGAAUUCCUUGGUUACACCAUGGUGUGGUUAUCUACUCGCUAUGCUCCUCGCCGGUUCGUUCUGCCAUUCGCACUUGUUCUCGGAGGGGCUUUGCUGCUGCUCAUCCAGCUUGUGCCUGAAGAGCUCAGUGGAUUGACCGUCACCUUGGCAAUGACUGGAAGACUGAUUGUGACCGGAAUUUAUGUAUUCAUCUAUGUGUAUUCUGCGGAACUGUUUCCCACCGUUGUGCGGAAUAUGGGAUUGGGUGUCAGCUCAAUGUCUGCCAGAAUUGGAAGUGGUGUCUCGCCAUACAUAGCCCAUAUCGGUACAUAUAACAAGAUGCUACCCUUUCUUCUGAUGGGCACAAUCUCUAUAUUCUCUGGCGUUUUGAGUCUGUUGCUACCAGAGACUAAAAAUGAAAAACUUCCACAACUCAUUGGCCAAGUUAAACCUCUACGGUGUUGCUGUAACAAGAAGAGUUCUGUUCAAACAAACAGUCUGGAGGGGGCCAUCUGAGGGAUGAAGAGACAAUGGCAAAAACAAGAAGACGAGAGGCUGCCACCACCGAAUUUUGUCAAGACAUUUUUGGGCACAUUUCACACUGACGUCUGUGUGUAACAUCUGUGGAACUUGCAAGCAGGGCCAUCGCGAUACAUACGAACAGUAUGCAGAGCGCUGUAGUUAUCUUUAGAUGCAUGUAUAUGUAGGCCUACUGUAUGUGUGUAUAUAUUUAUAUGUAUAUUUGCAUAUUUGCAGUUUUUCUGGUCUUAUUGGCAUGUGUGUCAGUAAAAUAAACAUUGU
Messenger RNA from Engraulis encrasicolus (European anchovy), 1914 nucleotides. RefSeq names its product organic cation/carnitine transporter 2-like. The record is from RefSeq and is a predicted model, not a curated record. The transcript has 10 exons. NCBI's taxonomy places the organism in Eukaryota, Metazoa, Chordata, Actinopteri, Clupeiformes, Engraulidae. Gene Ontology annotation, biological process: transmembrane transport; quaternary ammonium group transport. The coding region runs from base 1 to 1629 and encodes 542 amino acids. Gene Ontology annotation, molecular function: quaternary ammonium group transmembrane transporter activity. Gene Ontology annotation, cellular component: membrane.